Colletotrichum chrysophilum is the source of this 2991-nucleotide messenger RNA. Its product is annotated as putative secondary metabolism biosynthetic enzyme. The record is from RefSeq and is a predicted model, not a curated record. Gene Ontology annotation, biological process: secondary metabolite biosynthetic process; fatty acid biosynthetic process. NCBI's taxonomy places the organism in Eukaryota, Fungi, Ascomycota, Sordariomycetes, Glomerellales, Glomerellaceae. The coding region runs from base 1 to 2991 and encodes 996 amino acids. Gene Ontology annotation, molecular function: phosphopantetheine binding; fatty acid synthase activity; oxidoreductase activity. The transcript has 2 exons.
AUGUAUCAGUCAUACACGUACACUGAUAUAUCCAGCGGCUUCUUCGCAGAUGCCAAGAAGAGGUUCGAAGACUAUGGAGGGAUUGAAUUCGCCAUUCUUGACAUCAGCAAAGAUCCUUUAGAGCAGGGGUUCCAGGCCGAGUCAUACGACCUCGUUAUCGCGUGGAACGUCAUACAUGCCACACCAAACCUUCACGAGUCGCUAAGUAACAUAAGAAAGCUGAUACACCCUGAAGGGCGGUUCCUAUUGCAAGAAAUCUUUCCGACCACGCCCUGGAUCAACCAUUGUUUUGGCGUCAUCCCAGGCUGGUGGCUUGGCGAAGCCGACGGUCGCGUUUCCACGCCCCAUGUCAGCUUUGAGAGAUGGAAGAAGGAGCUGUCGGACUCCGGAUUCGGUGAUAUAUCAAACAGUUUCGACGGUUACACGAACAACAACUUCAUUUGCCGGCCGUCACAACCUGUGCCCUCGUCGACACGAGUCACACUUCUAAAGUACGAGGGACAAGAUACUAAGCAGCUUUUUGAGACUCUGCGCCGGGCUUCAUACGAAGUCGAUGAAUACACCUUGGAGGAUUCGGAAGCGAGUCUUACCCCAGAACAAGACGUCAUAUCCGUACUCGAUAUCCUUUCUCCCUUUUUCGCCGGUCUGACAGAGGAAAGAUUUGCACACUUUCAGCGAUUCGUCAAGAAUGCCCACGAUAGUGACUGUGGUGUUUUAUGGCUUACUGGCCAAUGUCAGGUCGGCGAGAAGAUUCAAUCGGAGUACGCUCCGCUUUUUGGCUUAUCUCGCGUUCUGCGGACAGAGCUAGGGCUUGAUUUUGCCACUCUUGAACUGGAAAGUUUCUCCCCGGCGGCCAUCGCUCAUGUUUUCCCGAAGGUAUACAGCCAGUUCGGGAAGCGCGUCAAGAAUGACCCGGAUAGCAACCCCGAGUAUGAAUGGGCGUACAUGGACGACAAAAUUCUGAUCAGCCGUUAUCAUCAUAUUAACCUGACAGCUGAGUCUCAAGUGCUUCCAGAAAGUAUGGGUGUGCGAAAGCUCUCCCAGCGCAAGCCGGGACUCACUGACACACUGUACUGGAAGCCAAUGAUAACUCCGGCGCUCAAUAAGGAUGAAGUCAAGAUCGAAGUGAAGGCCGUCGGCAUGAACUACAAGGACGUUCUCGUUGCUCAAAGUAUUAUCACCGACACAGCGGCUAUUCAAGAUGGACUUGGUCUAGAAUGUGCCGGCAUUGUCUUGGAAGUCGGCCCUGAUGUGGACAGGGUCAAGAUUUACUGUACUGUCGGCAGUCAAAGUAAGAGAGACUUUCUGAUCGAGAAACUCGGAAUUCCCCCAGGCAAGAUUUUCAACUCCCGCAACUCAUCAUUCCUGCCGGGCAUUAUGGCAGCCACAAAUGGAUUGGGGGUGGACUUGGUCCUCAACCAACUAUCAGGAGAGCUACUCCACACUUCUUGGCAGUGCGUGGCCGAGUUUGGUACCUUGGUCGAGCUCGGCCGCCGGGACUUCCUUGGACAUGCGAAGCUGGCCAUGGACCAGUUCGAAUCUAACCGAACUUUCUGUGGUGUUGAUCUGGCACAUCUCUGGGCCCGCAAGCCACGAUUCGUUGGGGAUAUGCUGGAGCGAGUCAUAGAUCUAUGGACGCAGGGCCACAUUAACCCAUAUGUCGCCUCUACUUUCUCAGCCGCAGAAAUUUUCCAGCCCUUCCGACAAAUGCAACAGAGCCAGCACAUAGGCAAGAUCGUUGUAACAUUACCUGAAGAAGCUGACUUCCAGCUGCUUCCCACCGAGCCCAUCCACAAGACGCUCGAACUACGGCAUGAUCGGUCAUAUCUCUUUACUGGUGGCUUGGGAUCUUUGGGUACCGUCAUUUCCUCCUGGCUUGUGGAAAAGGGGGCCAAGGAGAUCAUUUUCCUGUCUCGCUCUGCAGGCCGUCUACCGGAACAUGCCUCUUUAGCCAAAGAGCUGGCAUGUCUGGGUUGCAAUGUCAAAUUUAUUUCCGGCAACGUCGCCAAAUAUGACGACGUCGUUCGAGCAAUCAAAGCCGCCAAAAUGCCAAUAGGAGGGGUCCUGCACGCUGCCAUGGCUCUUCGGGACGCUAGCUUUCUCAGCAUGAGUUGGUCUGAGUGGCUUGCAGCAUCGCAGCCGAAGAUUGAUGGAACUAGGAACAUCCAUGAGGCCUUGCUGGAGCGGCAGCCUGACGUUCCGCUUGACUUCUUCUUCUUGUUCAGCUCCACAGCAGCCACAGGUGGAUGGUGGGGACAGGCCAACUAUCAUGCUGGGAAUUCCUACAUGGAAUCCUUCGCUGGUUAUAGGCGAAAUUUGGGACUAGCUGCAAGUGUUCUAAAUGUGGGCUUCAUCAGCGACGUCGGCUACGUGGCUGACCGACCUGAGGCAGCUGACUUGGCCAAGGCAACAGGUCAAUGGUUCAACACCGAGGUCGAGCUCCUGGACUGCAUUGAGCAGAUGCUGAUGGAACUUCCGACGGGCAACGGCGCUUCAGCUGCCUCGUGCCAUGUACAACCAUCUCUAUUGGCCAUGGGAAUGCGGUCUACGAUGCCGCUUACAUCGAAAUCGUGCCGUGUCCCGUGGAAGAGAGAUCGACGAAUGCUUGCCCUUCGCAACCUGGACUCGGAUGACAGCAAUAUUCCUUCAGGCUCAGACAGUAUGACGAAUGACGAGCUCAGCCACGCCAUCCGAGAGCUAAGCUCUAACAUCGUUUCGCUUCAAUCAGGAGAGACCACAGAAUUCCUAGCAACGCAUAUUGGGAAAACGCUGUGCAAAUUUCAGCUUAGACAAGACAUCGACCUCGACUUCCAGGCUCCAUUAACGGACCUCGGUCUAGAUUCCCUAGUAGGAAUAGAAGUGCGCGCCUGGAUCAGGCAAUGUAUGAGCGUAGAUCUGGCCACGCUUGAGAUUACCGGCUCCAAAAACCUAGAGCAGCUUGCUACGGCGGUGCAGAAAAGGAUGAUUCAGAGAUACAACUCUAAGACAUGA